Mobula hypostoma (lesser devil ray) is the source of this 3396-nucleotide messenger RNA. It is a transcript of the gene pdlim7, whose product is annotated as PDZ and LIM domain 7. The coding region runs from base 223 to 1602 and encodes 459 amino acids. Lineage: Eukaryota; Metazoa; Chordata; Chondrichthyes; Myliobatiformes; Myliobatidae. Gene Ontology annotation, biological process: actin cytoskeleton organization; muscle structure development; heart development. The record is from RefSeq and is a predicted model, not a curated record. The transcript has 10 exons. Gene Ontology annotation, cellular component: filamentous actin; stress fiber; Z disc. Gene Ontology annotation, molecular function: actin binding; muscle alpha-actinin binding.
AGUACGGAGCUGUCAUUCUCCGCGGGAUAAAGCGAGUGGUUGCUGCACGGUUAUACCUUCCCCCUUCUCUUUCGCACGGGCAUCGUCCUCCUUCGCUCAAUCUUCAAUUUGUUUCUUCAUCCCUUAACCCCCUCCCUUCCCGAAUUAAGUUCCCCGACCCGGUCUUUAAGUAAACAACAAACUUUUAGUUUUGUUUUUUUUCUCUCUCUCUCUCCAACGACGAUGGACAUGUACAAAGUUACCCUGGAAGGACCGGCUCCGUGGGGGUUUAGACUGCAGGGAGGAAAGGACUUCAACAUGCCUUUAACCAUGUCUAGGGUCACACCAGGUGGUAAGGCAGACCAAGCAAAUAUCGGGGUAGGAGAUACUGUUUUAUCCAUUGAUGGAGAAAAUACUGAAGGAAUGACUCAUCUGGAAGCACAGAACAAGAUCAAGGCCUGUGCAGGGAUCUUGAAACUUUCCCUGGGGAAAGCUCAUCGUUCCUCUGGCAGCGGUGAUGAGAAGGGUUUUAAAUUUGCUGCGUCUUCAGUUCCGAAGUAUUCGUUUGACUCCAGCAUGCCAUUGAAUAAGACAGCCAGACCUUUUGGUGCCGUAACAAUGGAAAGUUCAAAUUCAGGGACACCAAUAAAGUCAGUGAGCUACAAACCUGUUUCAUUGUACACUCCACCUUCUGCUUUGCCCAGUAGUGCACCUGCAAACCAGACACAGCUAAAAUAUGGCUCAGCCACAGAAAAACGCAGCUCAGUUGCAUCUACACUGCGGCAUCCCAAUGGCCCUGGGACAGGUGCUGCAGAGAAUACAUUUGAUCUAGCUUCUGCUCUUGAGCCCCCCUCCAACAUCUUUGAAGAUCCAGGGAAACCUGACCCAAGGGAUGCUCCAGUUCCUUCUGCUCCACGUUGUAGACCACCUUGGGUGGUGGAUGAUUCCUUUGCAGAGAAAUAUGCACCAAACAAAACUACCACCAUAAUGACUAAAUACACGCAGCCUGCUCAACCAACCCCUCAGCAGAAUCGAAACUCUAUUGUCCAAGCAGCUCAGCAGGCCCCCGAAGGGACAAACAGGACUCCAGUGUGUGCGCAUUGUAACAAGGUCAUCAAAGGUCGCUACCUUGUAGCUUUGGGCCGUUCUUGGCAUCCUGAAGAGUUUACCUGCAAUCAGUGUAAAACGGCCUUGACUGAGGGAGGAUUCUUUGAGGAAAAGGGCUCUGUGUUUUGUGGAAAAUGCUAUGAAAAUAAGCACGCUCCUAACUGUGCCAAAUGUAAACAGAAGAUCAUAGGCGAAAUUAUGCAUGCUUUGAAGCAGACAUGGCAUGUUAAGUGCUUUACCUGUGCUGCAUGCAAAACUCCAAUCCGCAAUAAAGCGUUUUACAUGGAAGAAGGUCAGCCUUACUGUGAGAGAGAUUAUGAAAAAAUGUUUGGUACAAAAUGCCAUGGUUGUGACUUCAAGAUCGAUGCUGGUGACAGAUUUCUUGAGGCUCUAGGGUAUAGCUGGCAUGACACCUGUUUUGUGUGUGCGGUAUGCCACACAAACUUGGAAGGCAAGACAUUUUAUUCUAAGAAGGAGAAACCCUUGUGCAAGAGUCAUGCCUUUUCAGCUGUCUAGUAGUUCAACACUGAUGAUGGUGACCAGAGAGCGCAAUAGAAACCUGGCUCAGACAAGCACAAUCCUUAUUAGGAAGCUUGGAAGAAGUCACAAAGAACUGAAGUCACAAAGGAAUUUUGGCUCUCUGAUGCAAUAAAAAAAAUAUAUGCAAUUCUUCAGAGGCAAUUAAUCACGCGAAACUGUUACAUGUGUAUUUCUCAAAGGGCCAAUUGUCUUGCUUAUCUUUCUGUUGUGCAUGUAAUCUAUAAAUUUUAAUUUACCUUUUAUUUCCAAAGGGAAAUGAGCUUAGUGGUAGCUAUCUUGGACAUCCAUUCAGUAUAACAAAUUUUCAGGCAUUUCAUCUUUAUCACUCUUUUGCACACAAUUACAUUGUUUAUUAUUUGUUCCUUAAGAAUGUUCUUACCAUGCAGUAUGAUUGUUUGAGUUAUAUUGCUACUUGUAAAACAAAAUCAAUGUCAGUAUUUACUCAUGAACUGUAGAACUUUGAUUGUUGCACCUGGAAAUUAGUUUGGAUGUUUGUUGAAGAUAGUAAUUAGAAAAAAACAAUUUAAAGUGUUGUGCUAAGGAGUAAGCCAAACAGUUUAUCAUAAGUUACCAAUUUGCAAUCACUGGUUUUGUAUGUAUAUUAAUUGCACUUGCAUCUCCCAUUACUCGCAGAAGGGAGAUUACAGAAAACGCUUAUAUUGGCUAAAGCUAUUUUUGGAAUGGAAGGAGAUGCCUUAACUUCAUAUAGUAUCUCUUCAUUACUUACACUUACUGCAUAUGUUUCUCUUCACCAUUCCAUUGGGUUAAUCACUGUAACAAUAAAUGAGGUGUAUUUUGUCACGUAUUUUUAGCUUUCAUUUCUGUUAGUUUGUCUGGCACCUGCUGAGAGCAGUGAUUUUGUUAACCGAGCAAGCUCCACAUAGGUUCCUGUGACCAGCACUUGUGCAGCCUGUUUUCAUUCUGGAGAAUGUUGUAUUAUGCAUGGAAAUUCAUUCCCUUGAUUUCAUUAGGAUUGACUUUGGAUUUGCAAUCUAAAAAAGUCAUGUGGUGCUGUAAGUGCAAUUGGCAAUCAAGGAUGAUUUUCCAGGCAACUAUACUCUACCAACUUAACAUGAUCAAUUAACCCUUUAAAAUAUUUUUUUAAAGUUACAAUGAUGUAAUAGCAGUGUUGAUGAAUAGGAAUGUUCCGUAUAGGCAUGUUUCUGGAGUUUAAGAGCUUUUCAUUGCUUGAUGUGCUGUUAAGAAGCCAAAAAUGUCCAUAGCUAUUUGGAAACAAGUUACUUUUAUAUCUAGAAAUAAAAUAGGACUUUUCAUUUUCAGGCUUCCCUUUCCGUAUAUAUUGAUGGGAAAUUUCAAAAGAUUUUUUAAGUAGCAAGCUUAUUGAAACUUUUUUCAAAGUUGAUAGAGUUAAGGGUACAUAUUGCCAUUGACAUCUGGAACCAGUUAUGUCCAGGGAGCUGUCUACCAAAGACCAAUUAAUAUUAGUGUUUAUUUUUGCAACAAAUGAUAGCUAAAUUAAAUGAAGCUGUGUGAAUUGAUUUGGAAUUUUUGUUGAUAGUUGAAGCUUGUUAUACAAUUUUAUUGCCAUAGAUGCUGGCUGACCUGCGAGUUUCUCCAGUAUGUAAUGCGUCGCUCUGGAUUUCCAGCAUCUUCAGAAUCUUGUGUUUGAGUUGCUUUUAGUGUUCAGGUUCAAUGCAAGUGCAAAAGUGCUGUAAUAAAGAACCUUGUCACAAAUCUUGCCUUGGUUUUGUAACUUAAUUCCAUGUUUAGACUUUAUUUUUUGCUUCUGUCACAAGUGUGGAUCUUCUA